CUCCCUCUGCCCGCCCCCAGCCACACCGCUCUGCUCCCCUCCGCACGCGCCGUCCCCGACCCGCGACCACCGACAGCCGCAGCCGCUCGUGGCUGGCCAGAGCCCGCCGCCGGAUGCUGCGCUCGCCCGGCUGGCGCUGAGCUCCGCCGGACACCACUCGCCCGGCUCCUGCCCGCCACAAAGGAGGGAAGAAUCCCGAGGAAGCGACGCGCCUCCCGCGGGGAAGAAGCCGGGCAGCGGGUCGGUCCGGAUGCGGUGAGCGCAGCGUCGCCUCCGGGGCUGCCUUAGCGGAAGGAAGGAGAGGGAGAGAGAGAGAGAAGCAGGGAUCGGGCACCGCCAGCCACCACCAUGGGCUGCUGCACCGGGCGCUGCACGCUCAUCUUCCUCUGCGCGCUGCAGCUGCUGGCUGCAUUAGAGAGGCAGAUCUUUGACUUUCUUGGCUUCCAGUGGGCUCCUAUUCUUGGCAAUUUUCUACAUAUAAUAAUUGUCAUAUUGGGUUUGUUUGGAACCAUCCAGUUUAGGCCUCGAUACAUAGUUGUGUACACGGUGUGGACUGCCCUCUGGGUCACCUGGAAUGUUUUCAUUAUCUGCUUCUAUUUGGAAGUAGGCGGGCUUUCUAAGGAAACUGAUCUCAUGACCUUUAACAUUUCAAUGCACCGUUCCUGGUGGCGAGAGCAUGGGCCAGGCUGCAUACGGAGAGUGGUGCGCCCUUCAGCCCCUGGGAUCCUAGACGAUUACUCCUAUGUCUCUGUGACGGGCUGCAUCAUUGACUUCCAGUAUCUCGAGGUCAUUCACAGCGCCAUCCAAAUAUUACUGUCUUUGAUUGGUUUUGUGUAUGCCUGUUACGUGAUCAGUGUUUUCAUGGAAGAAGAGGACAGCUUUGAUUUCAUAGGCGGACUUGACACAUACUGCUAUCGGCAACACCCUCUGGAACAUGUUGAGUUAAAGCCUGUCGAACUAAGUAAUGAACAUUGACUCAGCAGUGCUGCUGUUGCUGAAGAAACAGACUUCAGAAGAAAAGACCAACUUUGUGAACCGUUGUCACAGAAGAGACAUGUCCUAUAUUUCUCACAGAGUGUGUGGAUUGCUCUUCCCAGUGUGACUGAAUCCUUCAGUCGCAGCCUCAGUAUCAUUAUCAGCAUUGCCAUUAGAUGGAUACUUGUAGAUGAUAUUGAAUUUUUUAAAUUAUUUACUUAUAUGGACACUUGUAAAUUGUAAAUUGUUUUCUUUUUUUAAUUUUGUUUUUUUACAAUACCUAGUGUUAAGGCAUGAAAACAAAUCAACCUGUGAAAAUUCUAAGAGAAAAAUGUGUGUUUCUCAAGAAACUCAGUAUUUCUGGACUGAUACAAUCAUACUGUGCCUGACAAAGAUAGUGUUGGUAAAUGAUAAUAUGACUCCAGAAUACGUCAGGGGUUAGACACCUAUAGUGUAAUAUGGACUGUCUUCAAUAAUGUAUCAGACAUUCACAAAGUCUGCACCUAAUGUUGGUUGAGCUACUGUAAGUAGUAGAAACUGAUAAAUAAUUCUUCUUUUCCAGAUGUCCUAAUUACCAAUAUGCUUGUCUAAAUAUUCCAAUUCAUAUAUGGUUUCUUCUCCCUCUUUUCGUCUCCUCCCCUGCACCCACAAACAGUAGUUGUCUGUGAGUUGAAGAGAAGUGAAAUGGAUGUUCUCUAUUGAUGUCAGUCUCCAAGAACCCUUAAAAGCAGGGCUCUUUUAGAUGUCUGUAAUUUGCACAUUUUUUUUACUCUUUUCCCCUCUUCCCAGGAAGAAGCCAAGCAUGAAUGUACAAUAUAGGCACCAUCUACAGCCUUAGGAGUCUCUGGGGUGAAUUUUGUUCUUCAUUUAAAAGUAAACAAGAAGAUCUGGAUAUGAAAAUGUGUAUAAAAGUUUGUAAAAUUUUCUGUAAAUACUUAUCGAAAAAGGACAUGUAUGUAACUGUGCGGCAUUUUGUUUUAUAUUCAGUCACCACCAGUAUAAAAAGAAAAGUCAUACGCAAAAGCUAUUUUCUGUGGGGAGUUGGCAGUCUUUUUCGCAAGACUUUUUUCAUAAUUUCUUUUUUAUUAAUUACUAUUUAGAAUAUUGCAUAUGGUACAAGGCUGAGAGAGUGAAGUCCUCUGUCUCUCCAUGGAACCAGUACUCCCUCCAUGGAACCAGUACUCCCUCGGAGGCAGCAUCACAAGCUUCCUCAGAAAGGUCUGCCAAUCAGCCUCAAGUUUUGGAAGAAAAACCUGUAGGGCUGUGAGAGCACUUCCAUCUUUGUGCUUACUCAGUUUGUUACUUCUUUGAUGAAACUGUCAGGAGGGAUGGUAUUUGUGAUGUGCACACCUGCACCUGUCCAUUAGGAACUGGACCGAGGCCACCAGGUUCUUCCAUAUAAGCCACAAAGAGUCUUCAGAUGCUAAUGAUUUCUUGUCCAUCAUCAAUGGGCUGAGGCAUACAGCCCCUCAACUAAUUGUCUUAUGUGAAGCUUACUUCACUUGCAUUUUCUGUUACCAACAGAUUACAACUAGACUAAAGCUUGCCUUGGUUCUUUACAUUGGAAACUAUACUUGUGCUAUUUACCAACAAGAACCUAAUCAAAAAGUCAGCAAACACAAUGCUGUCCAUCAUUUUUAGAUUGUUGAGCCCAGAAGGUCUUGUGGUGCUUGCCCUUUUUUCACAUUCAGCUCAACCAAAGAUCACACUGUCUUUUGUGAAGAAAUAGAUCUUGCCGUAAUUUCACGUAGGCUACUUUUUCCUGAAACUAUGUACGAAACAACUGCCAAGCCAAGAACAAGCAAGAAUGACAAUGCAAUAAAAUCACGUGUCAGUAUUUUCUGUGACUAGGCAGUACAGGACAGUAUGCAGCGCUAGAAGUCAAAUAGUGCCAAAAAAGAGGAUACUUUGUGCAAAAGAUAAUACCACAUUUCUCUGAGUCUCUGUGUUCUUCUGUUGUUCCCUGCUGCACCCUGAUGCCAGAUACUUGGUCUGCCCUGUCUUGAACUCCUAGUCUUCUGAGAAUGUCAAAAAUGGGUAGUUUGUCACAAAAAUAAUAGGAGAACUCUGUCAUUUUUGAGACACCACAGCUGGACCUCAGAAGACCAAACUGCAGAACAGUUAAUAUUUGUAAAUCACUUAUAUUUGACAAAAUGGCCCUCGGUAGAGUUUAUUGUUUGAGUGUGUACCGGUGCGCGUGAUUUAGUUUCUUAUACAUACAGCCUUACAUAACAACCUAUAAGCAUAUGAUACAGCUAACAGAUGCCUACAGCUUUCUCUUAUCUAUGUCAGUGCACUUCAGAGUCGAGGAUUUUUUUUGAAAAAGUUUUGUUAAAACUUGUUUACGUGCCUGAAUACUCCACUUUUCCCCUGCUCUGCACACACAGGGGUGUUCAGCAUAUAUUCCUACAGUUCCUCCCUGCGGCCGGAGCCUUUGCCCAUCCCAGGGAGUGGUGGGAGCUGCUUUUGCUGCAGUGUUUAGCUACACAUACCCUACAUGCCCCCAGCAGCGCAGUCAAGGCCACACCUUUGACUGCAGUGUAGACAUACCCUCCAGUCGCAACAUUUAUUUCCUACCCUAAGUGAAGGGGAAAGUUGGUCAUCUCAAAUACCACCAGUAACAAACUCUGAAUUUUUAAUGGCAAGCACUGUAUGCCUCUCUGAGCCAGGCUGUUUAAUUUCCUUUCACUUUAGGUUUAUCUGAUUAAAAAAAAACAACCCAGCAAUCUAUCAAGGUCCUAUAACAGUGUUUGACAGUGGCAAACAAAAUUGACAUCCCAAACUAAUUGGCUUGCCUCCUUCUAGAAUUAGUCUCAUUUAGUUUAAUUAUAAUAAAUUACAAGCUGGGAGCUGUUUUUUGCAGUGAAUAAGUUUUCUUCCAACACAGCAAAAGACUCAAUAUUUACAUACCCCAUUUCUACAUACCUUCUGUGAGAAACCACUUCAGCUCUUAUCCAGCAUAUAAAAUCUUCAGCCAGAAACUGCUUGUUUAAAAGUCUUCACUCCAGAUCAUUUACAGUGUUGUUAUAAUUGUGAUAGUCCCAAAAUAUUAGAAAGGCAAGGAGGGCAAGGUAAUAUCUUUUAUUGGACCAACUUCUGUUGGUGAAGAAGAGCUCUGUGUAGCUCAAAAGCUUGUCUCUUUCACCAACAGAAGUUGGUCCAGUGGAAGAUACUACCUCACCCACGUUGUCUCCAGACCCUCAUUCAUCAUUUACGUAUUUGGGGUUAAACCCUGCAAAGUUCUCAGCACUCUCAAAUCUCAUUGAAGUCAGUGGAAGUUAAUGGCAGUCAGCCAUUCAUGUGUUCCUUGUGCAUGUCUUUGCUAUAAUUUACCACCUGUUGGCUAACCUUUUUAUCUACCUUAAUAAUAAUAAUUAGUACUUAUUUGCAGAUAAACUCCAAUUAUCAAUAACUUAAACAUUUUGAAAUAUCUAAAAUUCAGAAAUAUCUCCCGAAAUCAGAAUUUUAUUUUUCCAAAAUUCUGAUCUUCUGAUGUAUCCCCCCCAUAGUAUAUUAAUCACUGUAGUGCUUCACAUGUUCAAAUUGUUUAACAAAUUAGUCUCCUCAACAGCCUUGUGAGACAGGUAUGUACGUAGUAGUAGCCUCAUUUUACAGAUGGGAAAGUUCAGUGUAUGUUUUAAGUGCAUUUAUCUGUGACAAAGACGCCUAUCUAGAUGAAAUAGCAUUUAAAUAUAUUUCCAUCACAUUUGCUUUGUCAGUUCUUUCAUCCUUCAAUACUCAGUACUUCUCUGAUAUAUCUAAAUUACUAUAUAAUCUAUAUUUGUAUUGUGACAUUUAUCUGGACGAGGGUGCCAAUAACACUGUUAUGAUGCUGAGAAAUAUAGCCAUGUAAAAUGAUUCCAUUGCAUAGUGCUCAUUGGUAAGGCUGACUAUUUGCAAUGAAACCAAAGGCAGUGUACAGAGCAGACAAACUGGACAGCCUGCCUCCUGUUUUCUUCCCACAUUUCAGAGUGAGACAGAUAGAGGAGUAACAUAAAGCAAAGGAUCUGGGCUGGAAAAAAACAGUAAUAAAUGAUCAAAUUUCAGGUGUAACUCCAGUGAAGUCACAAGGGUUAUAAAGGGAUGAAUUUGGCCACGGGCAUCUUGUCUGCCUUCUAACUGCAUAGAUACUUGUAUUGAUUGUUAUUUGACAGCCUUUUCUAAGGUGUGCUCUUUACCUCACUGUUUGGCUGACUGUUUACAACUGAUUGUACUUUUCACUGUAAUUUCUGUUUCUUGCAUGUCCAUUAUGUGUAAUGUUUAUGUUUACAGGGGUCUUUAUUUUUAAACAAAUGAAACAUCUGGAUCUAAUCCCUACUCCCCAACUUUCACUUGCAUCUGCUCAUCAGUUCCGCUUAGCAUGACAGGAGAGCAUGUGAAGUGCUUCCUUGUUGUAGGUCUUCAGGGAAUAAUUGCCAUUGCAUGUCUGUUGCCAUUCAAGACUAGCACCAUAAUUGGGAGCGAGUACCACUAAAUAACAGCUAUGUCCCAAACACUGCUGAGAAGCCACUGAUGUUCUCAUUCUAUUGCUAGCACCACAAGGAAUUAUUGAACAGUGUAACUGACAUCACAGUGUAUGAGCUGUUUUUCCACAGUUCCCUAGUUACUUAAUUCCAAUCAUAUAAAGGCAUGUUUUCAAAAUGCUUUUGGACACGUGUGUCCCAGGCUAAACCCACUGAAGUUGUUAGAGUUACACCUGAGAUUAAUUUGGCUCAAAGACACUACCAUUAACCUAUUCCCAGGUGUUACAGGAAAAUAGUAUACCCGAUCAAUUCAUGUGGUAUCAUGUUGAUGGAGGGGUGACAGCAUUUCCUAGCAUGUGACAUGCUUGAAGUGAAAGGCAUGUUAUAUGUAAGCCAAUCGGUUCUUAUGGGGUAUAAAUCAGUGCAAAUGUUGGCUCAUAGUGUUAAGUAGAAUAAAGGAUAUAUUUUGUUUACCGCUACAGAGUGAUUACAUGAAAUCACCUGUGCUGCAGUAUCUGUAGCCAAAACCAAUGCACGGCAGUGAAGAAUUCAGUCCUGUAGCAACUCAUUUAAGCAACCACACUAUGAUAUUAGUAACAUACUAAAAACCUAGGUGAUUUUCUACCAUCUGUACACUCCCCUGAUCCUCAGGUCUGCCACAGCCCCCAGCAUAAAUCAGAGCAGACUCAGUUGCCCUAAGAAUUUAGACCCUAUGUCAGUGGGGCUGGGGGCGGGGAGGCGGGGCUGGUUCAGGAUUCUUCUGCACUCAGGGAAUCUUCAGCUGAUGCUUUGAGGGAGCUUUAAUUUCCCCUUGCACCACUCUAGUAUGGUAUGCUCCAGCAGUGCAAGGGGGACUUAAAAAGGGAUGAGGAUCUUUACUGAUCACCAGUAAAAAAAAAUGACAUGCAUGGCUUAGUGUAAUCUAGUCACUAGUUUCUAGAGCUAGGUGCCAUCACCAGUGAGUAACCUAUACUCACAGGAUGUCCUUGAAUGCUGAAUUUUAUGUUUGGAGUCUCUCUGAGACCCUGGCCUUGUCUAUUCCAGCUAGCCAAAGGCAUAAGCUGCUCUCAGGAAAUGAGUUUCUGACACACUGACGAUGGCAAAAUAUAACUUUGGUGUUCCAGCUAAAGUUGUCGCUGUUCUGGUUAAACCCCACUUCAAUCCCAUUUUUAAUCUCACCAGGUAGGAGCCUGCUGCAUAAGAUUGUUUGCUGCAGUUAGUGAAAUACACACACAAAAUUGAAUCUUUAAAAUUGUUGUUGGUUAUGGUGUGUGUGUUUUUUAACAUGGCUUUGGUCCAAGAAUUUCAAUGGCAAAGUAAUGACUAUAAAUUAUAAUAUGGACAGGUAUAUGAGCGACAGAAUGACAGUUUGCUUGCUGUUACAUUGUACUAACUGUGCCAUCUCCUGGCUAAUGCCAGAAGUACCUAGGGCACUGUGUAUGUGUUCUGCUGAAAGUGGGGAAAAUAAAAGUAACACAUCUUUCUAGUGGCACCUGCUGAUAUAAUGCAGACAGGGUGCUGUCAGCUCACAACACAUGGUGGAAGCUUUUGUUCUUGCACUGCCUGCUUAAAGCAGAAAUACAACAAAGUGUGUACUGCUCAUUUUGACAAUGGAACUUGUUGAGUUUUAUAGUAAAUAUAUUGUCAAUGUGAUGUUUUCUUCCAGUCAGAAUUUAUACUGUCCCAUAAAAAUCUUCACUGUGGAGUACGUUCACUAUGUGUUAUCUUGCUUUAUAGGAAAUUCGGAGCUGCUAGGUCUCCGUUAAUUGGAAGCAUAUAAUCUUAUUAAUUCCAAGCACUACCUGGCACUGCUUCUUCCAUUUCAGUAAUGGGAAAUACUCUGGAUUUACAGUGGUGUAACUUCGACUAGAUUCCAGCCAUGUAUAUGUAUAAUAUAUACACAUGUUAUACUCACAUUUUAAUGUGACCUGAAAGUUUUAUGGCUAGAAAUCCUUAGAACAUAUUUUUACUUCUCUAAGUAACCGUUGAGUCUAGGUACAGAUCACAGUACACAAGCAGUAGCUGGAUUAUUCUUUUCCAUUAUGAAUAAAUUGUACAUUGAACUAGAAAGUGGUUACCAGCUGAACUGAUGAGCUGUGUGUGGUACAGUAUGUUUACAAAUACUUAGUUUCUCAGAGCUAAAUGAAAAACCCUGUGGCAAAAAUGUUUAUUAAGAACAGUGCUUUGACCCUGAGAGGUGAGAAACGCACUCACAAACACCUUCGAAGUCAGUGGUUUUUCCUUUACUGUCUUACGGUAAUGUACCUUCAGAUUCAAGCUGCUUAUAGCCCAAAGGUUUAAGGUCCUCCUAAGCUGGGCAGGAUCCUUUAUGUUCCAUCCUGGUUAUGUGGCUAGUGUGGAUUUAUUUCAUUUUGUGUUUUAGUGUGGGGCUCAUUAGUGACAUUUUUUAAAUGAGAAACAGUCCCCACUUUUUUACACCAAUUUUAAAUUAGGUCAAAUGUGGGGUUUAAAUUAGUUGAUACCGUACCUUUAGAGAGGGCUGGGGUUAUUUUUCUAAAACAAUCUUAUUGUAUCUAUUUGUUUUAGUACUUCAAAAGUAGAUCAGAACUCUUUCCCCUUUAUCUCUGAGUAGUAAUCUGCAAUACAAAGCCAUUGAUGUGUUUGGGGCAUCUCUUCCUCAUUGCUCUGAGUUGUCAGAAACAUCAAAUUCCCAAAGGAUGAUUUACCAGCCAACUACAUUAAGUGCAAAGAGAGACAGAAAUUUCUUCUUCUUUCAUGUUAAGAAUUGAUUAUUUAUUUGAGUGAAACACAAUAUAUUCAUUGGGCUGAAGGCAAAUGUGCCAUUUUUAAACAUAUAAUGUGGAAAUGUGCAAUCAGUACAAAUGCUGCUUCUUUAGAUUUGUUUAAUAACCAGCUCAUGUGGGGAGCAAGGAUAAUAAAACUUUUUGAGUCAGAAUCUUCGGGGGGAGAAGGGGUGAAGGAGGGACAAAAAGAUAUACCCAUGUAUUCUUUUCCCAUUUCCAGUUUCAGAGCAGACAUUACAUUUGUCAAGAUAGAAAUGUCGUUGAAUAAUGUACUGCAAGACCAGUUUUCAUACCUUUUGAGAUUCAUUCUAUUCAUACAGCAGAUCCAUUAUAUGCCUCUCAUUCUGCUCUGUGUGACACAUAAUUAUGCAUAACAUUACUCAGGAUAUUGGAAAUGGAGUCUCCAUAAUAAAUACAAUUUCUGCUUCCAAAUUAAAUGGAGCUGAUUUCUUGGAGUCAGCUGGUAUAGGGCUGUCAAAUUCUAUUCUCUGAAGAAGCUUGUGUCAGUUAUAAUGAUGUUUAAAAAGGCUCUGAUGAAGACCUGAGUGAGUCAAAACAUUAGCAGUUAAUGGUGCCUAGAUCUAUCUUUGUCAUUCUGGAGAAGAAUAAAUAAAAGGAGACUGGACUUGGUGAAUGGGGACUUCUUACAGUACUUCAAUAGAGCAAUUACUUUACUUUACAAAGUGUCAUUAGGAAUAGAGUAGAAAAUUCAGCCUUCUUGGGUUUAGAGAUAGCAUUAGGUACUGUAUUCAUUGUAUUAGUUGUAGAAAUAUUAAGGACAAAAACAGUGUGUUGUAUUUAUGAAGCAGCAGCAUUGUCUAAUGGUUAGAGCACAAUCUAGGGACCUAGAAUCUAAUCAUGGCUCUGAGACUGACUCACUAUAUGAUCUUAAGUUGUUUAACCUUUCUGUACGUCAUUCCUCCUCUGGAAAAUGAGGAUAAUACAAUCUACACAACACUUGCCUCGCAAAGCUGGGUUCUCAUAAUAAGCACCUUAUCCACACUCUACAUAUGUAAUGCAGCAUACUUAUUAGCCUAUUAAAUGUAGACUAUUCAUUACUAUUAUAUAUUUGUAUAGCACCGUAUUUUGCAUGUUACUUUCCAGGAUUUUUUAAAAUGGUCUUGUCAAGGUUCCUUCCCCACUCUGAACUCUAGGGUACAGAUGUGGGGUCCUGCAUGAAAACCCCCUAAGCUUAUUUUUACCAGCUUAGGUUAAAACUUCCCCAAGGUACAAACUAUUUUACCUUUUGCCCUUGGACUUUUUUGCUGCCACCACCAAGCGUCUAACAGAUAUAUAACAGGGAAAGAGCCUGCUUGGAAACGUUUUUCUCCCCAAAAUCCUCCCCAAACCCUACACCUCCUCUCCUGGGAAAGGCCUGAUAAAAAGCCUCACCAAUUUGUAUAGGUGAACACAGACCCAAACCCUUGGAUCUUAAGAACAAUGAAAAAGCAAUCAGAUUCUUAAAAGAAGAAUUUUAAUUGAAGAAAAAAGUAAAAGAAUCACCUCUGUAAAAUCAGGAUGGUAAAUACCUUACAGGGUAAUCAGAUUCAAAACAUAGAGAAUCCCUCUAGGCAAAACCUUAAGUUACAAAAAGACACAAAACAGAAAUAUACAUUCCAUUCAGCACAGCUAUUUUAUCAGCCAUUUAAACAAAACAGAAUCUAACGCAUAUCUAGCUAGAUUACUUACUGUCAAAGUUUGACUCAGACUCACAAUUUAUCAGACCACUCUGUUUUAUUAGCAAAGCUGCUCUGCUAAUACAUUUAGAAGUGAGCCCCCCAAGUGGGGCUUGUGUGUUUUAAUUUAUACAGUUUUUUGGAGAACAAGUUACAGAGAAGUUACAGACAAAAGAAGAAAAAGAUUUUAGUCACCACCCUUCGAGAUCCCUGAGACCAGUCACGUAUCUUCAAUUACCUGCCACCCUUAACAAUCUCCUUUAACAGCUUCCAGUUAACUUAACUAAUUGCUCUUCACACCUUCCAUUCUGAUGCCUGCUUCUUAGAUGUGCUGGCUCUAUCUUAAUUGCUUCUCCAUUCAAAAGCUAACUGUCCCUAUGUGUGCUCCCUCAGAUACUUUGUAACAUGUUUUGGCAUGCCUUCUCAUAUACAAUGUAUCCAGCAUGUCCCCUUAUACAACGUUAUACAUAUACAAUGUUAUACUGCCACAUUACCAAGUUCUAAGACUCCAUUCCUUUUCUGUUCCUGGACAAAAGCAUCACACAGACACAGAGAGCCUUUGUUUCUCCCCGCCUCCAGCUUCGAAAAUAUCUUGUCUCCUCAUUGGUCAUUUUGGUCAGGUGCCAGCGAGGUUAUCCUAGCUUCUUAACCCUUUACAGGUGAAAGGGUUUUUCCUCUGGCCAGGAGGGAUUUUAAAGGUAUUUACCCUUCCCUUUAUAUUUUUGACAGGUCUGUAGCCCAAAGAGUUUACAGUCUAAAGACCUGAUUGUGAAAUUCCAUGAGAUCUGAAGCAGCAUAUAGCUGCACUGCCAUUGGAAAAGCCAGACCAAAUUGUGCCCCAAAGACUUACUAUUCAGUCCCUGCUCUCCCUUGCUCCAGGAUGGAGGUAAUCUGUGCUACUACUGUACUUCACUUCCCCCUCUACGCCAGCCCAGCUCAGCUGUGCUGCCUGGGAUGUUGCAGGGAACAGGAACAUUUACAAUGAAAGGGAGUAAUAUCUAUUAGAAUUAUUUGAGGGGGUCAACAAGCAUGUAGACAAUGGUGCCUUAGUGACUAUAUUUCAGAGUAGCAGCCGUGUUAGUCUGUAUUCGCAAAAAGAAGAGGACUUGUGGCACCUUAGAGACUAACAAAUUUAUUUGAGCAUAAGCUUUUGUGAGUUACAGCUCACUUCAUCGGAUGCAUUCAGUGGAAAAUACAGACUAUAGUGUACUCAAACUUUCAGAAAGGCUUUGACAAGGUCCCUCACCAAAGGCUACUAAGCGAGUAAGCAGUCACGGGAUAAGAAGGAAGGGCCUUUCAUGGAUCAGUGACUGGUUAAAAGAUAGGAAAACAAAGGACAGGUAUACAUGGUCAGUUUUCACAAUGGGGAGAGGUAAAUAGCAGGGUCCCCUAAGCAGCUAUACUGGGACCUUUGCUGUUAACAUAUUCAUAAGUGAUCUGGAGAAGGGGGUAAACUGUGAGGUGGAAAAGUUUGCAGAUGACACAAAAUUACUUAAGAUAGUUACAUUCAAAGUUGACAACGAUGAGUUACAAAGGGUGACUGGGCAACAAAAUGGCAGAUGAAAUACAGAUAAAUGCACAGUAAUGCACAUUAGAAAACAUAAUCCCAGCUAAACAUGCAAAAUUAUGGGGGUCUAAAGUAGCUAUUACCAUUCAAGAAAGAGAUCUUAGAGUCAUCAUGCAUAGUUUUCUGAAAACAUCUACUCAAUGUGCAGUGGCAGUCAAAAAAGCUAACAGAACAUUAGAAACCAUUAGGAAAGGGACAGAUAAUAAGACAGAAAAUAUCAUAAUGCCACUAUAUAGAUCCAUGAUAUGCCCACACCUGGAAUACUUUGUGCAGUUCUGGUUACCUCAAAAAUAUAGAUUAGAAUUGGAAAAAGUACAGAGAAGGGCAACAAAAAUUAUGAGGGGUAUGGAACAGUUUCCACAUGAGGAGAGAUUAAAAAGAUGGGUUCUUCUUAGAAAAGAGACUAUUAAGAUGGGAUAUGAUAGAAGUAUAUACAAUCAUGGCCGGCAUGGAGAAAAUGAAUAAGGACAUGUUAUUUACCCCUUCACAUAACACAAGAACCAGGGGUCACCCAAUGAAAUUAAUAGGGAGCAAGUUUAAAACCCACAUAAGGAAGUACCUUUUCACACAAUGCACUGACAACCUGUGGAACUCAUUACCAGGUGGUGAUGUGAAUGCCAAAAAAUUCAACUGCGUUCAAAAAUAAUUAGAUAAGUUGAUGGAGGAUAGGUCUAUCCAUGGCUAUUAGCCAAAAUAGUCAGGAAUGCAACUCCAUGCUUUGGGUGUCUCUAAACCACCAACUAUGAGAAGCUGGGUCUGGAUGAUUGGAUGGAUCCCUCAAUAAUUGUCCUGGUCUGUUCAUUCCCUCUGAAGUAUCUGGCACCAGCCACUGUCAGAAGACAGGAUACUGAGCUAGAUAAACCAUUGGUCUGACCAGGUAGGGCCACUUACGUUCUUAGGAAAGGGAGAGAGAUAAUAUGACUCACAUUGUUAUAUAAUAGGAGAGCCAUAUAAGUUCUGAUUCUUUUAAGCAGAGGCUGAGAUAGGGCAAGAGGGGAGAUGGCCUGGAACCAGCCACCAAAUGUGGAAAAGAAGGUGAAAGAAGUGGGGUUUGAAAAGAGAUUUGAAGGCUGCAAGUGAGGACAUGUGGCCCACAGGAAGGGGAAUGUCCUUCCAUGUACUGCAACCAAUGGGGCAAAGGCACAAGACAAGGAAUAGGGCAAAGCAGGAAGAGCACCAGGGCAAGCUGGGGAGCACCUCCAGAUGAUAAAAUGAGCUGCUGAAGGCAGGAGAAGAGCCAGGCAGGUUGAAAAAUGAGAACAGGAAGCUUGGUCUGUACAAAAAACUGUAUCACCUCCCACCUUCCUAUUGUCUUGCUCCUUCCAGGUGUGCUGUGAGGGACUGUCCUGGGGAAGGUGUAUCAUUUGCUCUGAUUUGUCUUUUACUCUGAGAGCACAAAGGAGAAAAUAUUUAUUAAACACAGUGUUCUCAAAGACUCUGUCACUUUGUUCACACACAACUCUUUGGACUAUAUUUGUACUGUAUUGUUUCGCUUAUCUUUUUCUUAGUGUAUUGGUUUAGAUCUGUAUUGGAUGGGUUUACUUGAAAGACAAAUAAAGGACUUGCACUACCAGGAAUUCUGUU
Caretta caretta (loggerhead turtle) is the source of this 13030-nucleotide messenger RNA. RefSeq names its product sodium/potassium transporting ATPase interacting 3 (gene NKAIN3). Gene Ontology annotation, biological process: regulation of sodium ion transport. The record is from RefSeq and is a predicted model, not a curated record. NCBI's taxonomy places the organism in Eukaryota, Metazoa, Chordata, Testudines, Cheloniidae.